CCACAGCCCCUCCUCUUCCCCAGCCUUGCAGAGCCCAUGGAGAUGGAAGACGUUGCCCAAGGGGCGGCCCCAGGGCCCCCCCGGCCUGGCCUGGUGCCCAUCAGCAUCAUUGGGGCUGAGGACGAGGAUUUUGAGAACGAGCUGGAGACGAACUCGGAGGAGCAAAACAGCCAGUUCCAAAGCCUGGAGCAGGUGAAGCGGCGCCCGGCCCACCUCAUGGCCCUCCUGCAGCACGUGGCCCUGCAAUUCGAGCCGGGACCCCUGCUCUGCUGCCUGCAUGCGGACAUGCUGGGCUCACUGGGCCCCAAGGAGGUCAAGAAAGCCUUCCUCGACUUCUGCCACAGCUUCCUGGAGAAGACUGCGAUUCUGCGGGUGUCAGUUCCUCUCAGUGUCGCCUUUGAACUUGACCGUACACGGCCUGAGCUCAUCUCCGAGGAUAUCCAGCGGCGGUUUGUGCAGGAGGUGGUGCAGAGCCAGCAAGCAGCCGUGAGCCGUCAGCUGGAGGACUUCCGCUCCAAGCGGCUCAUGGGCAUGACGCCCUGGGAGCAGGAGCUGGCCCAACUAGAGGCCUGGGUUGGGCGGGACCGUGCCAGCUACGAAGCUCGGGAGCGGCACGUGGCUGAGCGGCUGCUGACCCACCUGGAGGAGAUGCAACAUACCAUCUCUACUGAUGAAGAAAAGAGUGCCGCUGUGGUCAAUGCCAUCAGCCUGUACAUGCGCCACCUUGGGGUGCGGACCAAGAGCGGGGACAAGAAGCCAGGGAGGAACUUCUUCCGGAAAAAGGUGAUGGGGAACCGGCGGUCAGAUGAGCCUCCCAAGACCAAGAAAGGACUGAGCAGCAUCCUGGAUGCUGCCCGCUGGAACCGGGGAGAGCCCCAGGCUCCAGAUUUUCGACACCUCAAAGGCGAGAUUGAUGCCGAGAAGCCAGGCACUACAGAUCGGAAGGGAGGCAUGGGGGUGCCCUCUCGGGACCGUAAUGUAGGGGCUCCUGGGCAAGACACCCCCGGAGUCUCUCUGCAUCCUCUGCCUGGCGACAGCCCAGACAAGGAACCAGGUUUUGACGCCCCACUGGAGCUGGGGGACCCACCCCUGCAGGGCCUGACUAGCCUGGAGCCCCCAGCACCCCCAGAGAGCACCGACGAGGGUCCUGAAACAGAGAGCCCUGAGCCUGGAGAUGAGGGGGAGCAGGGGCGGUCGGUACUGGAGCUGGAACCAGAAGAGCCUCCCGGCUGGCGGGAACUAGUCCCCCCAGAAACCCUGCACAGCCUGCCCAAGAACCAGGUGAAGCGGCAGGAGGUCAUCAGUGAGCUUCUGGUGACAGAGGCAGCCCACGUGCGCAUGCUGCGGGUGCUACAUGACCUCUUCUACCAGCCCAUGGCAGAUGGGGGCUUCUUCCCACUGGAGGAGCUGCAGAACAUCUUCCCCAGCCUGGACGAGCUCAUCGAGGUGCAUUCCCUGUUCCUCGAUCGCCUGAUGAAGCGGAGACAGGAAAGUGGCUACCUCAUUGAGGAAAUCGGAGACGUGCUGCUGGCCCGGUUUGAUGGUGCCGAGGGCUCCUGGUUCCAGAAAAUCUCCUCCCGCUUCUGCAGCCGCCAGUCAUUUGCCUUGGAGCAGCUCAAAGCAAAACAGCGCAAGGAACCUCGAUUCUGUGCCUUUGUACAGGAUGCUGAGAGCCGGCCGCGGUGCCGCCGCCUGCAGCUGAAAGACAUGAUCCCCACGGAGAUGCAGCGUCUAACGAAGUACCCCCUGCUCCUGCAGAGCAUCGGGCAGAACACAGAAGAGCCCGCAGAACGAGAGAAAGUGGAGCUAGCAGCCGAGUGCUGCCGGGAAAUUCUGCACCACGUGAACCAAGCAGUGCGGGACAUGGAGGACCUGCUGCGGCUCAAGGAUUAUCAGCGGCGCCUGGACUUGUCUCACCUGCGGCAGAGCAGCGACCCCAUGCUGAGCGAGUUCAAGAACCUGGACAUCACCAAGAAGAAGUUGGUCCAUGAGGGCCCGCUAACGUGGCGGGUGACAAAGGACAAGGCUGUGGAGGUCCAUGUGCUGCUGCUGGACGACCUGCUACUGCUGCUCCAGCGCCAGGAUGAGCGGCUGCUACUCAAGUCACACAGCCGGACGCUGACGCCCACACCCGAUGGCAAGACCAUGCUGCGGCCUGUGCUGCGGCUCACCUCCGCCAUGACCCGCGAGGUGGCCACUGAUCACAAAGCCUUCUACGUCAUUUUUACCUGGGACCAGGAGGCUCAGAUAUACGAGCUGGUGGCGCAGACUGUGUCGGAGCGGAAGAACUGGUGUGCCCUUAUCACCGAGACUGCUGGAUCCCUGAAGGUCCCUGCCCCUGCCUCCCGCCCUAAUAAGCCCAGCCGGCCCAGCCCUAGCAGCACCCGAGAACCCCUGCUCAGCAGCUCUGAGAACGGCAACAGCGGCCGAGAGAUGCCUCCGGCUGAUGCCCGGGCUGAGAGAAUCUUCAGUGACCUCCUACCCUUCUGCAAACCAGGCCCUGAGGGCCAGCUGGCUGCCAAGGCCCUUCAGAAAGUGCUGUCCCUGAAGCAGCUCCUGUUUCCUGCGGAGGAAGACAGUGGGGCGGGGCCUCCCCACCACCAGGAUAGGGUCCCAGGGGGCGGCCCGCUGAGCUCAGCACAGACCCAGGAAAUCCAGGAGAACCUGCUCAGCUUGGAGGAGACCAUAAAGCAGCUGGAGGAGUUGGAGGAGGAAUUUUGCCGCCUGCGAUCCCUCCUUUCUCAGCUUGGGGGGAACCCUGUCCCCCAGCCUGGCUGCACAUGAGGUCCCUACCCAGGCAGGCCUUCGCCAGGAGAGGAACAGAGGUGAGAACAUGAGGGGCCACCCCCCAGCCACACAGCUGCAGCAGCAUCUCAACCCCCAAGGGCCCAGGAGAGGGAGUCCGGAUGCCCGGGCCACACCUAGGAGCCCAGCCAGGGUUCCUGCCUCCCCUGUUGGCCUUGGCCGUCUCUCCCUCCUGCGUUCUGCUUGGGGGACUCAGGGCUUCAUUCCGGGGGGCACCACAGUAACCCCCACUUCCCAGGCUAUCUUAGUAUUGCCUGUGGGGGCCACCCCUCCAUCCCCCAUCCCCAAGUGCCUUUGCUCUGUUUUUAUACCCUGAAUUGGAGGUUUAUUUUUUAAUAUAUAUUAUCUAAGGAAA
Galeopterus variegatus (Sunda flying lemur) is the source of this 3160-nucleotide messenger RNA. It is a transcript of the gene ARHGEF1, whose product is annotated as Rho guanine nucleotide exchange factor (GEF) 1. Gene Ontology annotation, biological process: G protein-coupled receptor signaling pathway. NCBI's taxonomy places the organism in Eukaryota, Metazoa, Chordata, Mammalia, Dermoptera, Cynocephalidae. Gene Ontology annotation, cellular component: cytoplasm. The coding region runs from base 37 to 2784 and encodes 915 amino acids. The transcript has 28 exons. The record is from RefSeq and is a predicted model, not a curated record. Gene Ontology annotation, molecular function: GTPase activator activity; guanyl-nucleotide exchange factor activity; G protein-coupled receptor binding.